AUGAUCGUUGGAUGGAAUUACGAGAAUGCUUUCUUUUACUUGCCCGGAUUGAGUUUUUGUGUCAUUUCUGCGGCCAUCAUCGGCUUGGCUGAUCCACUUUUUAUUAGUGAAAUCUCACCGAUUCAACAUAAAGGCUUCUACACGGCCACCACUUUGGCGUUCGCCGGUGUAUUCAAUGGGAUUUGCUUGGUGUUGGCGAGAGAAGAUCUAUGGGGAACACCACAAAAAUGGGGAUAUAUUGCGAUUUUGGCACAAUGCGUGAACAUUUUCGUCCCAAUCAGCGGCCUCUUCUUGCCAGAUCAAUCGGCCGAUUCGCAAGGUUAUUUGAAUGUGUUGUGUUACCGUAUUUUGGAGGGCUCCGGUUUCCCAGCUCUCACCUACGUGGUCGCCACCGAAAUUCUCCCCAAACAAUUUGUGGUCACUGGUGGGCAGUUUGCCAUGAUGGGCAGUUCCCUUUUCAUCGGUUUGAUCGCCACGUUGACCCCGCUUGCUAGUCUCGAGAAAAAGCCUUUGUUGUUGAGUGAAGAAGAACCCCCUGAUUAUUCUACAAUU
This is a messenger RNA of Mesorhabditis belari, 552 nucleotides long. NCBI's taxonomy places the organism in Eukaryota, Metazoa, Nematoda, Chromadorea, Rhabditida, Rhabditidae. The record is from the annotation of a GenBank genome assembly.